Drosophila nasuta is the source of this 3613-nucleotide messenger RNA. RefSeq names its product sterile affecting ciliogenesis (gene sac). Lineage: Eukaryota; Metazoa; Arthropoda; Insecta; Diptera; Drosophilidae. The record is from RefSeq and is a predicted model, not a curated record. The coding region runs from base 75 to 3269 and encodes 1064 amino acids. Gene Ontology annotation, biological process: microtubule-based movement. The transcript has a single exon. Gene Ontology annotation, molecular function: dynein light intermediate chain binding; dynein intermediate chain binding. Gene Ontology annotation, cellular component: dynein complex.
GAAAACUGUCAUGUGCUUUAGUGUGCAUGACAGCAAAAUAAUUUAAAUAUAUUCUGGAUCGUCAAAAAUAAAAAAUGGAUCGUAUGUUGUCGAUUGAUGAUGGCUCCAUGGUCAUAUCGGAUGACCCGUCCAAGUCCAGUUCCGGCUCAUCCAGGGCAGUCUGCAUAAUGCCUCCACGUCCCGGCACCGCCUCGAAGAACUUUAAAGAGCUGCUCAUACCACGGGAUCAACUGACGCCGGUCACAUUCCCCAUUCAAGAGGCACAACGCUGGCUCACUUUGGUGGGAAAAUUCGAUAAAGUUUACCGUUUUCCGCUGCCCACCAUACUACCAAAAGUCAUACAGACGCGCUUUGUGCCCAAGGGCGAGAUCCCCAAAGAUGUGGCGGUCGAUCGACGACGUCGUCAAUACGCCAAAAUGAAUCUCGUCGAGGAGCUAAAGAAAGCGGGUUUAACAGACGAUGUGCUACAGCCCACCGAGGAGCAAUACAAUCUGAUGUCCGAGUUUGCAUUUCCCCACAAGUUCCCGCUAAGUUUCUUCGAUGACAGUAACUACGACAUCAGUUCGCCCGAAGCCUGGUUCGAGUUGGGCAUCGUUGGCGAUGUCCACUAUCCUUUGCCAGCUCGCGCUUAUCUUCCGUACAAUCGCAGUCUGCGAAGUUGCCGUUGGGCUCUGGCUGCAGUGACUGCUUACAAUCCCAAGACGGAUCUCUGGACACUCGUCUCGCUGGAGGAUGAAUGCAGCUACGAUGUACCCAAGUUGCAGUUCAUGUUUCUCGCCGAGGAUCCGCACAAAUACAUUCAGCGCCUGAAGUCGGCGAUUCAUGAGCGGCACAAGGGCGAACAGUUGAUGCUGAUGGAGCUGAUUGUGGACUGUGUGCUACACGAUGACAUCGAGUCCACCACCUUCCAGAGUUUUAAGCCGAUUGAGGAGAUACUGCAGCAGUCCAAGGUCUCCGAGCAGUUCAAGCGUCGCCUUCGUUCGGAGGUUAAUAUUGUGUUUGAGCGUCUGAUGGCGCUUUAUGAGUUGGAACAGUUCAUCAUUCAAAUGCCGAAGGAGUUUCCGCAAUUCCGGAAUAUUUCCCUGAAGGAAUUUAUGCCCACAGCUGCUCGUGAGGACUUCGCAGAUCGGGAGCGUCGCGAAUUGCAAUCCUUGGGUCUGGACAUCAAGAAGAAACGCUACGGUUGGCUGCGGGCGAGCCUCUUUUACUACGUCGGGGGCAUUGAGGCUAUGAUGGGCGUGGCAACCGAGUGCCAGCAGAUCGAGCGUCUUUCGGUCUUUGUUUGCAAUUUCAACAAGCCGACAGCUCUCGUGGACUUUAUGCAAUCGCAGGAGGCGCACAGCGAUAGUGUGGCCACGUUUCUCAAGGUGUACUGGCCACAACAGUUGACCACAGUGAUAACCCUAGUGCUCAGAGCUCUAGGCAAAGGUUGGCUGGACAUUUCGCUGAAAAAUUGGACGGUGUAUGAGAUGUGUAAGAUCUCGAGGUUUCUGCUGCAGGUCAAAUUCCGCAUGCAGGAGUCGAUGGAGGUCCUGUUGCUGACCUCGCUGAUAAAUUUUAGCAAACUUGUGUGUGAUCCUUGCAUUCAAUUUCUGUCAUUGAAGAACAACUACAAGUGGACAAGUGAUUUUAUUGAAACAGAAUUUCCCUAUGCGAAGCCCGUGUUCGCCUUGACCAUCGGCAUCAAUGAGGAUCGUAAAGUGUUUUAUUCCACGCAUCCAGAUGAGUUUCAGCCUGCGUUAAUGGACAUCUUCAAGCGGGGAUUGGAGAAGACGGCAGGAGUGCGCAUCAUCGAUGCGGAUGUUAUGACUAACAUGAAAUUUGCCCGAAACCUAUUUAUAUUAACAGUUGAACUCAUUGAGGAAGCGUUUAUUGUACAAAAUGAGCUGAUGAAACGUUGCUAUGCUUUGGCGGUGUUGCCUUUGAAGGCUUAUGCGCGACAUUACGAGAGAUUCAUUGACUUUUAUCUGCUCAAUUUGGUGGAGUUUAUGAAGGAUUAUGCUGCGGCCAAAAAGCCUUCGUCGCAGGUCAAGCGAGAUAUCAUCGAGUUCAAGCGACAGAAGGACGAAGUUCGUCAAAUAUUGCCUGCUUUCAUCACCAUCGGACCGUUCUACAUCAAUGUUGACACGAUGAAGCAGUUUCUGGUGAAGAAGUACAUCGAUCUGGUACGUCGCAUCUUUGAAUACUACGUGGAUCGCAUGUACGAGACAAAUGAAUUGAUACUCGAACGGUGUAACGAGGUCUUCCAUCGCAUUGCCAGGCGUCCGAUGAGCAUUGAACAUUUGUUUGAGAUACGUGAUUAUGCUUUAACAGUGCCGGAUAUUGUGGAUGAGAUCAAGGCUGAAAUACAGGUCAUGUGGCUCGAGUAUGACAUGUUGGAUAGCUUUUUUUACAAUCUGUCCGAUCAUCAGUUCGCCAUGAAGUGGAAUGCCUUCGCCUGGCCGCAUCAGAUCAUGGUGCGUUUAUCCACGCUGAAGGAUGAACAGAAACUGGACAUAGAGGAGUUUCUGCGUCAGCAUUACAGCGAAUGCCAAGGCUUCGAGGAACGUCUUGAGUCGCUCAAUGACGAGGUGCAAGCUUACUCGCUUGUAUUCAAUCCUAGUCGAGCGCAGGAAACCUCAGUUGACAUUAAAAAGACCUGGGCAUUGAUCAGGGAACUGGAGAAACUCGGACGCACAUUGCAGUUUCGACAGGAACUUUUCGAACUGGAGCCGCUUUCCACGGAGUUUUUGACCAGCAUCAUAGACAGUUUUCAGCCCUACAAGAAAUUGUGGUACGCUUGCGCCAACUUUCAUAAGCUGGAGGAUGCCACAUUGGGCAAUCCCAUUGCACAACUCGAUCUCGAUGAGGUGUGGACAACUCUGAUGAAGCUGCGCAAUGAACUGGUCGAGUCCCUAGAAGACUUUAGCGAGAAGUCCGAGAUCAUGGAUGUUGCAAACGUGUUUAUAGGUAAGAUCGAUGAGUUUGUGCCCGUUUACAAUAGUGUUAAGGAUCUGCGCAAUGAGAACUGGAUGUAUCUGCAUUGGAUGGAGCUGAGCAAAGUCGUUGGCACCGAAAUCAAGUAUUCGGUGGCAUUGAACUACAUGUAUUUGGUGCGCAAGGGCAUCCUCGGAUUUCUGCCCGAAGUGCACGAGAUCUCCCUGAGGGCUACCGAUGAGGCGGAGGAGAUUCGCAAGGCCAUCGAAGAGGAGGAGCGUCGCAAGCAGGCCGAACUCGAUGCGCUGCUGAUGCGCAAACAGUUGCGCAAGUGCCGCAGGGAUAUUCUUUAAUUGGAUGCAUAAAAUCUGCCACACUGCAGGAAAAAUUACCCCUACAGAAAAACUUUGAAUAUUUAAAAUAUUUAAGUUAAAUAACUUAAUUCUGAUAGCAGAUUGUCAGCUUCACUUAUUAAUUAUACCAAUUCCAGCAGUCAAAAAAGGUUCAAUACAUUUAUUUUCAGUUACUCAAGCUUAUUUUAACCCUAGGGAAGAAUGAAGUCAAGGGUACUGAUCGGUUUACGGACGAAACAUGGUAGACUGGGAGCACAUAUUCACAAAUGAAAUGUGUGUUAGCAAGACUAAGAUAAAAUCCUCAGUAAGCGUCUUAGCUAAAUGUCGUGUCUUGGCCUCAUACG